AUGUCAUCCGGCCAUGCGAAGGAGAGGGACCUGGGAGAUGAAAAGACCCUGUGCUUAGGCCCCCCUGACAAGUCCUGCCUGCUUUAUUUCGCCCCCUCCCCCGCCCGCCCGCGUCCCAGUCUCCUCCCCGAGGUGCCGGUGGCGGGGCCGCCCACUCCCUCGCUCCCUCCCUCCCUCGGCUGCGCGCAUCUCAUACCAGCCCUCAUUCCGCACAUUCCAGGCUUCCUCCUUUCAAACUUGAGUCCAGGGGGUGGGAGGGCCGGCAGCUCCCGGCUCCCGCGCCGCCGCCGCGUCCCCGCUUCAGUGGAAUCGCCGGACUCCGGGGACCUCAGCGGAGCCGAGGCUGGAAGAACUGGCGCUCGGGACGGACCUCUUGGAACUAACUUAGCGCACUCACACCCCACCUUCCCGCACCCUGGGACCGGUCCAACGGGUGCUCCUCCAAGCGGAGCCUUGGAGGGCAAGGCCGGCACCAUUACCUCCAACGAGUGGAGCUCUCCCAACUCCCCGGAGGGGAGCAACGUCUCGGGGGGCAGUCAGGCGUUGGACAAGCCCAUCGACAACGAUGCAGAGGGUGUGUGGAGCCCAGACAUCGAACAGAGCUUCCAGGAGGCCCUGGCCAUCUACCCACCCUGCGGCCGGCGCAAGAUCAUCCUGUCGGAUGAGGGCAAGAUGUAUGGUCGGAACGAGCUGAUUGCCCGCUACAUCAAGCUCCGGACAGGGAAGACCCGCACCAGGAAGCAGGUCUCCAGCCACAUCCAGGUGCUGGCUCGUCGCAAAGCCCGCGAGAUCCAGGCCAAGCUAAAGGAUCAGGCAGCUAAAGACAAGGCCCUGCAGAGCAUGGCUUCCAUGUCGUCCGCCCAGAUCAUCUCCGCCACAGCCUUCCACAGUAAAAUGGCCCUCGCCCGGGGCCCAGGCUACCCAGCAGUCUCAGGGUUUUGGCAAGGAGCUUUGCCAGGCCAAGCCGGAACAUCCCACGAUGUGAAACCCUUCUCUCAGACAUACACUGUCCAGCCUCCGCUGCCUCUGCCAGGGUUCGAGUCUCCCGCAGGACCCGUCCCGUCACCCUCGGCACCCCCGGCACCCCCGUGGCAGGGCCGCAGUGUGGCCAGCUCCAAGCUCUGGAUGUUGGAGUUCUCAGCCUUCCUGGAGCAGCAGCAAGACCCCGACACGUACAACAAGCACCUGUUUGUGCAUAUUGGCCAGUCAAGCCCAAGCUACAGUGACCCCUACCUCGAAGCUGUGGACAUCCGCCAGAUCUAUGACAAAUUCCCAGAGAAGAAGGGUGGACUCAAGGAACUCUUUGAACGGGGACCCUCCAAUGCCUUUUUUCUCGUGAAGUUCUGGGCAGACCUCAACACCAACAUCGAGAGCGAAGGCAGCUCCUUCUACGGGGUCUCCAGCCAGUACGAGAGCCCCGAGAACAUGAUAAUCACCUGCUCCACCAAGGUCUGCUCUUUUGGCAAGCAGGUGGUGGAGAAAGUGGAGACGGAAUAUGCCCGCUACGAGAACGGCCACUACUCGUACCGCAUCCACCGGUCCCCGCUCUGUGAGUACAUGAUCAACUUCAUCCACAAGCUAAAGCACCUGCCCGAGAAGUACAUGAUGAACAGUGUGCUGGAGAACUUCACCAUCCUGCAGGUGGUCACCAACAGAGACACACAGGAGACUUUGCUGUGCAUCGCAUACGUCUUCGAGGUGUCGGCCAGCGAGCACGGGGCCCAGCACCAUAUCUAUCGGCUGGUGAAAGAAUAAGAGACUCGGGGAGCAGGGAGG
Choloepus didactylus (southern two-toed sloth) is the source of this 1776-nucleotide messenger RNA. It is a transcript of the gene TEAD4, whose product is annotated as TEA domain transcription factor 4. Gene Ontology annotation, biological process: regulation of transcription by RNA polymerase II; embryonic organ development; hippo signaling. Gene Ontology annotation, molecular function: RNA polymerase II cis-regulatory region sequence-specific DNA binding; DNA-binding transcription factor activity, RNA polymerase II-specific. The record is from RefSeq and is a predicted model, not a curated record. The transcript is spliced from 14 exons. The coding region runs from base 1 to 1755 and encodes 584 amino acids. Gene Ontology annotation, cellular component: transcription regulator complex. Lineage: Eukaryota; Metazoa; Chordata; Mammalia; Pilosa; Megalonychidae.